AUGGAGAGUGCAUCGCCAGUAGCAAUCGCUGAUGCCGAUCCUAUGAGUGUACGCGCUUUGAAGGACAUCACGUUCGGCAGUAUUGCUGGGAUGGUGUCGAAACUCUUUGAACAUCCGUUCGACCUGACGAAGGUCCGUCUCCAGUCGCAAGUUUUGGAUGCAACGGCUCGCUUCAAGGGCCCUAUAGACUGCCUUACGCAAACAUGGAAAAAGGAAGGAAUACGUGGACUAUAUAGAGGACUGCCUGCUCCCGUUGUAGGAGCAAUGGCGGAGAAUGCAACGCUGUUCUGGUCAUAUACAGAACUUCAGAACGCGAUACGGUUUUUCAGCAAACAACCGGCAUCGCAGGGCCUGUCGCUGGACCAGUUUGCGGUGGCUGGGGCGGGGGCAGGCUUUGUGACGAGUUUCGUCCUCACGCCAAUCGAGUUGGUCAAGUGCAAGAUGCAGGUACAGAUGCUCAUGGCACCCGGUGUUUCUCUCGCGCAGGCCGCAGGGGCACCCUCUCCUGCCUCCUCAUCAGCCGCACUUCCACAUUCGUCCCUUAGCACGCCAGGAUCUUCCCUGCCACACAAGCUACCAGGCCCCAUCGCUGUCCUCACCUCCGUCAUCCGCACGUACGGAUUUCGCGGGCUCUGGCUCGGGCAAACUGCCACCAUGAUACGUGAAACCGGAGGUGGUGCAGCGUGGUUCGCCUCGAAAGAGGCCGUCGCGACACUAUUACUGAAACGCCGGCACGUCAAGGACAAGAAAGAGCUGCAAGCAUGGGAAUCUGCGGUCUCUGGCGCAUGUGCGGGCGUCGCAUACAACGUAGCCCUGUUCCCUGCGGAUACUGUCAAGAGCGCGAUCCAGACGGAGGCUGAGCUGCGCCCGCGGGCUGCAGGCGAGCCUGCACCUACUUUCCUCAGCACAUUCAGGGUGAUGUACCGUGCGCAAGGGAUCCGCGGGCUAUAUGCGGGGUGUGGAAUCACUGUGGCGAGGGCGGUCCCUAGCAGUGCGAUUAUCUUCUUGAUCUAUGAUGGUUUGAGUAGGAGAUUUGGAUAA
Molecule: messenger RNA, 1041 nt
Organism: Laetiporus sulphureus 93-53
Lineage: Eukaryota; Fungi; Basidiomycota; Agaricomycetes; Polyporales; Laetiporaceae
Product: mitochondrial carrier
Exons: 4
Coding region: 1-1041 (346 amino acids)
Biological process (GO): mitochondrial L-ornithine transmembrane transport
Molecular function (GO): L-ornithine transmembrane transporter activity
Source: RefSeq, a predicted model, not a curated record